AUGGCCUCCAAGAAGACCAAGUCCGCCACCUCUGGCGAUGAUAUCGACGACCUAUUCGAGGGCAUCGGCGACAACGCCGCCCCCAAGAAGUCGCUCGAGAAGAAGUCCAACAAGCCCACCACCGCCGCCUCCAAGGCCCUGGCCGACCAAGACAUCUUGGCCGAGCUCGAGAAGGACCUCGAGCAGCCUUCCCGUCCGCACACGCCCCGUCUUAAGGAGUCGGCCGCCAAGGGAAUUCCCAAGCGCUCCGCAACCCCUACCAUCGACGACAAGUCCGCCGCCGCGCCCCGCAAGUCCACCGACAGCGCCCGAUCCCUCCGCGCGAGCUUUACCCCGAGCGCUACGAGCUCCGAUCUGCAAGAACCCGACAAGAAGCCCGCCGAACAGUCCGCUCCCACCUCAUCGACCGCCGUGCCCGAGGCUGCUGCCUCCGCCGCUGGGGGUGGUGGUGGUUGGUGGGGAGGCAUCUUCAACACCGCGACCGCCGCCAUGAAGCAGGCAGAGGCCGCUGUCAAGGAGAUCCAGAAGAACGAGGAUGCCAAGAAGUGGGCCGAGCAGGUGCGAGGAAACGUUGGUGGCCUCAGGGCUCUCGGAGACAACCUUCGCCAGCAAGCACUCCCGACCUUCACCAAUAUCCUCCAUACCAUCGCUCCUCCCAUCAGCUCCCACGAACGGCUGCUCAUCCACAUCACCCACGACAUGGUCGGGUACCCUUCGCUCGACCCCUUGAUCUACGGCACCUUUUCGCGCGUCAUGUCCCAGGUGGAAGGCGGCGAGCUGAUGGUCAUCCAACGCGUCCAGGAGAACACCAGCCGCAGACACUCCAAUGACAGCGCCGCGGGCUGGCGAGACGGCCCUUGGUGGAGACAGUCCGACUCUCCCAGAGACCUCGGCUUGAUCAAGGGACUAACCGAGGGUACCAAGCUUUGCCGUGCAGGCGCCGAGGGCUACGCCAACGAGUACUUUGGUGCCCACGGAGGAAUCGAGCAGGCCAGAGUGCGGGCCACCGAGCCCUUGAGCGAGGACAACCCCGUGCGCAGCUCCGACCUGUUUCUUGCCAUCCAGGCGGUGGGCACCACGUCUGACUUGGCCCUCUUUGCCUGCACGGCGGCUGUCGAGAAGGAGAAGGAGGCCUCGACCGUGGCCGAGCAGGACGAGGCGGACGAGAUGGUCUGCUUUGCCGUCUUCUGUUUGGACCCAGUGCACGAGAUCGAGUUCUCGACUAUCAGCCAGUCCAUCCCGGCCAAGUGGAUCCGCUGGCUGGACGCCUCCAACCCGCUGACCCCCGCCAGCGGCGAAGACGGCCAGGAGCCCUCUUUGAACCAGUCCAUCCCCGACGAGAUCCGCGAGAUUGUUGAGAGCGGCGGCGUUGACCCCCGCGAGUGGGUUGCUGAGUGGAUCGAGGAGCUGCUGAGCCUCGCCGUCGGCAUCGUUGCGCAGAGAUACGUCGCCAGGAGGAUGGGGGUUGGUGAGGGAGGCAUUGGCAAGGGCAAGAGGAGAAUGGACGAUCUCGUCCAGGACGGCGGCGGCGAGGCGGCCCGGGCUGGGCUAAUCUGA
Messenger RNA from Colletotrichum graminicola M1.001, 1557 nucleotides. RefSeq lists its product as uncharacterized. The transcript is spliced from 2 exons. NCBI's taxonomy places the organism in Eukaryota, Fungi, Ascomycota, Sordariomycetes, Glomerellales, Glomerellaceae. The record is from RefSeq and is a predicted model, not a curated record. The coding region runs from base 1 to 1557 and encodes 518 amino acids.